Molecule: messenger RNA, 5386 nt
Organism: Adelges cooleyi (spruce gall adelgid)
Lineage: Eukaryota; Metazoa; Arthropoda; Insecta; Hemiptera; Adelgidae
Product: small G protein signaling modulator 1-like
Exons: 27
Coding region: 376-3909 (1177 amino acids)
Biological process (GO): activation of GTPase activity
Molecular function (GO): GTPase activator activity
Source: RefSeq, a predicted model, not a curated record
UUAUAAAUUCAGUAGUGUAAAUACGUCGGCGGUGUUGGUCUUGUCGCGCGCCUUGUGGUUGGCCCGCGAGAUCGGCGUUCGAUGAAAAUCGAUACGAAUAUUAUUUCGUUUCUCUUCAACGUCGGGAAAAAAAACCAUUGCUGAUUGCCCGAACGACUCGACCAUGGUUUGCAGAUAGCCCAUUUAACUACUGUGCGUACACAAAUCUUGCACACCGCUGUUUGUAAUGUGUGGUGUGGCAAUUUCCCCUGUUAUUUACGACGCUCGUCGGCGGCGGACGUGUCGAUAUUCUUUGACGGUAACGCGAUGAACGGCCCGUAGUCUUCGCAUUGGGUUGCUGGUUGAACAUAGAAACUCACGCAAACGCUGAAUACUAUGCACUACAUCACGAUGGACACGAACACGAGUAAAAAAUUCAAAGAACAACUCAUCAAAAACGUGAAAAAAGAGGUUAAACAAAUAAUGGAAGAAGCAGUUACUCGAAAAUUCGUGCACGAAGAAAGCGGUUCCAUAACAUCACUUUGUGCUGCUGUCGAAGCCUGUUUAUCUCAAGGAUUACGACGAAGAGCUUUAGGUUUGUUUAAGACAAGUUCAACAACCGCAUUAUUGCAUAAGAUGGCAAAAAAUUUUGAACCGGCCACAAUUAUCAGCCGCAAAGUUCAAGAAAUGGAAAAUGCUGACCCGAACAGGCCAUUGUCGUUAUUAAUAAGAAGGGAUUCGCUAGCUCCACAGCGAAUCUGUCCAUGCAUGUUUAACAGAAGAAACUCAUUAACUUGGUUAUUAUUUGGCAAUGAAAAGGAUAGAAGGAAUUCUGUAAGUCAAUCGCGACAAUGUACAUGUAUGUUAACCAGAAGGCGCUCGUUGAGUUGGUUACUAUUUGGCAGCGAAAACGGAGACAGUUGUGCGACAAGAGCAGCAUCAGUGAAUAGCACUUUAACCGGCAGUAUAACGAUGUCAAAUGCCCAUCCGCCUCCUCUGACCAAGAAGAAUUCAGCUGGCAGUGGAUUAGGUCCGUCUUCAAAUGCACUUCCCAAGUACUUGUGGAUCCGAUUGGCAUUGUUUGAAAAACUAUUGGCCGUUAUCAUAGAUCAUCUCGUGCAAAACUGCAGCAAGUACUACGAAAAAGAUUCUCUGGUAGCGGAUCCGGAUUACGGAAGCAUUUUAAGUUCUCUCCUGGUUGGACCGUGCGCUUUAGAUUAUUCUCGCACCAAGUCAAACGAUCAAUUUUGGACAGAUCCGCCGGCCGACGAACUCGUACAAAGGCAUCGCAUAUCUAGUGGGUACCAUAUGUCUCCGCCGUGUCGUACUCCGAUUAACUAUCGAAGAAAUUUACACGCUACCAGUAACGAGGACGGUCAAAGACAAACGCCCAUCUCCGCCAAAGACUACGUGGAAUCGUUACAUCAAAACAACCGAGUCACUUUGUUGUAUGGAAAAAACAACGUUUUAGUUCUACCGAAAGACGUACCGGAACCCAUGGCAGGAUAUUUAUCACUGCACCAAACUCCUAGUUCUUUAAUUAUUAAAUGGACUCCUAACCAACUGAUGAAUUGUCAUUCUCCCGGCACAAAUCAAAACGAUAAUCCUGAAAUCGACAAUAGUGACAAAAGCCAGUUUUGGGAUUAUGCUAUGAAUGUCAAUGUAGAUGAAAUAGUGUACGUCCAUUGCCAUCAGCAAGGAAAUGACAACGGUGGUACUAUUGUGUUAGUGGCACAGGACGGCGUGCAACAACCACCAAUACACUUUCCACAAGGCGGUCACUUGUUGGCUUUUCUCACAUGUUUAGAAAACGGUCUUCUACCCCACGGACAGCUAGAUCCUCCGUUGUGGCCACAACGAGGCAAAGGAAAAGUUUUCCCCAAACUGAGAAGGAAAGGCCGUGCACAGAUGCAGGAUAUCUCCAACGAUCUGUCCAGUUCUACAGAAGAAUCUCGCGACUAUGUGUUUCAAAUAAUCAACAAAGCCAGACACGAAGAAUUCCUAUCGAGAGGGGAAGAAAUUUUGGACUCUAAAAUCUGGUCGAUGCCGUCGGCCUCGCACAGCAUGUUGAACAGAGUCAGAGGUCAUUUAGGAUCGUCGUCGACCAAUUCAUCAUCAUCUACGUCCAGCAGUCUCGACCCCGUUGCUUCUCCUUUGUUGAUAAGUACCAGUAACCAAAACAAAGACACUGGCGAUUCGUUACAAAUUCUCUGCGAGACUAUGAAGAAACAGAUCAUAUCCAGAGCGUUCUACGGUUGGCUGGCGUACUGUCGCCACUUGACCACUGUUCGCACUCACUUGUCGGGUCUGGUGAACACCACAAUAGUGGAACCCAGUGGUGCUGCACAGGCCGGACUGACCGGCGAGAAAUGGCAGCUGUUCAAAAACGAUUCGAAAUUUGGCAGCGACGACGUCAAGUUUGAAAUUUUCCGUCUCACCUAUUUCGGCGGCGUUCAACACGAAAUCCGCAAAGAAGUGUGGCCAUUUUUGUUGGGUCAUUACGAAUUCGGAAGCACGGCCGAAGAACGGACCGCGUUGGAUUUGCGCUGCAAACAGGAGUACGAGACCACCGUGUCCGAGUGGAUGGCCGUCGAGGCGAUAAUCAGACAGAAAGACCGCGAAACCAUGGCGGCCAAUCUGGCAAAACUAUCCAGCGAGAGCACGUCGGGCGGAGACGCGCCGCCGCCACCGACAACGCCGAACGCUUCCAAAGUACUCAGCCAAGAGCUCAGCAACGAUGUUUUCGAAGAGAACAUUAACUUUUCUUCUGAUGAAGAUAACCCGCCGAUCGUCGACGAAUCUCAGCCCGAGAUAAAUAAUCCGUGUAAAAAUGUGUCUUUGCGGAAAAUGUUUAAUUGGCAAUUAUUUAAUUUUGAUGAUAAUAUAGAUAGCGUGCAAUCCGGACAAACCGAAGAAGAGCCAAAAACAAACAGCAGCGACAAGAGUUCUUUGUCGUCAGACGAGGGAUUAGGAAAAGACGAAGGCACGGAAAAAGAAAGUUUUCAAAGUGCAUUUACAAAAAAACUUCAAAACAUAUCCGAAGACACUUCUCGGGUUUGUCCCACUUCAGUGAUAGUAACGUCAAAUAUUAGCGUUGAAAAAACGGUAGACAACCAUAACGAAGACGGUGUACUUAAAGAAAACGAAGAAGAAAACAAGGCUUCUAAAUUGACCGUCGACGACAACGAAGGAACCCACCACGAACAAAGGUCUGCUUGUAUAUCGCCGGCGAGUUCUCAAGGAGGAGUUUAUCCGGCGGAAUUGGUGGAAAAUUUCGGUCUGAACGUGCACAGAAUAGACAAAGACGUUCAGCGAUGCGACAGAAAUUAUCCUUAUUUUACACUGGAAAACCUAGACAAACUGAGAAACAUCAUAUGCACAUAUGUUUGGGAUCAUUUGGAGAUGGGUUACAUGCAGGGCAUGUGCGACCUGGUGGCUCCUCUGUUGGUGAUCCUCGACGAUGAGACUUUAUCUUAUUCUUGUUUCUGUCUGUUGAUGGAAAGAAUGUCGGCCAACUUUCCACACAGCGGCGGGGCGAUGGACAGUCAUUUCGCCAACAUGAGAUCAUUAGUUCAAAUAUUGGAUUCCGAAAUGUUCGAGUUGAUGCACGAAAACGGUGAUUUCACUCAUUUCUAUUUUUGCUACCGGUGGUUUUUGUUGGAUUUCAAGCGAGAAUUAUUAUACGAUGAUGUUUUUACCGUUUGGGAAACAAUAUGGGCUGCAAAAGAAAUGUCGUCGUCUCAUUUCGUUUUGUUCAUCGCACUGGCUCUUGUAGAAACGUACAGAGAUAUCAUAUUAGCCAACCAUAUGGAUUUCACGGAUAUCAUUAAAUUUUUUAACGAAAUGGCCGAACAUCAUGACGCUAAAACGGUAUUGUCUUUGGCGCGCGAUUUAGUCUUACAACUGCAAACGUUAAUUGAAAAUAAAUAAUAAUUUCGGUUGAUUUUUAUGGAUCGUCUGCUAAAUUUGUCCAAUUGGCUGACAUCUGUCUCUUGAUGACGUUUUAAAAUGUAAAGUACUACUCUGAAUCGUUUAGCAAUAAAUCGAAAUUUAUUACCCCAUCGAACGCGUUCACAGAAAGAAAUAAUACUGAAAUGUAUUAUUAUUGACUAUUGUUCACAUUGAACUAUUCUUUUAGUUAAAAAAAAAAAAUUAUAUUGGUUUUAGUUUAACCUGUAUAAGAUAAAUCAAAAUCAAACGUAUACUAUGCGGAUGAGCUGACGAGUUUAAUGUUAAAUGUAUAAAAUUAUUAUACAACUGAUUCGUUUAUUGUACUACAUUGUAGUAUAUGACUAAUAAAUGUUGUAAUUAUGUACCUAUAAAAAACGCCAGAAAUGUUAAAAUCAUAAUAUAUUAUAAAAAAUAACAAGCGGCCAUAUUAUAUAAAACACUACAUAUUCUGACUCGAGUAAGACAUUAUUGAAAACCUUUAUUAUAUAUAUUACCUAUAUUGUAUGGAUAAUUAUUGUGAUAUGUUUUUACGCGCAAUGUAUUUGGGCUGUUUAAUUAUAAUUGAUAAUGUAACCGUAUUUUGAAUUUAACUUUUAAAAAUAGCCAGAAAAAAAAUUUAUCUUUUAAAAGAUAUCUUUUCACUUACUUAUUACUUACUCUAUUAAUCCAAAUAAAUAUUACAUUUUUAUUACAAUAAAUGUAAUUUUUAGAAAAAAUACUAUCUUUAAAAUUAUUAUAAUGUUAUACUUAUGGAAUUGUACAAACGGCGAUUAUUAAAUUAUUUUAGUCGACCAAAUUUCAAGCGAUUAUCAAUACAACUAUUGUUUGUACCUAUCAGUUUAUCCGUCCUUUCAUCAUAAUUUUCUUUUCUUUAGUAUGCUAACAAAAUAAAUAUAAAUAGUAUACUAACAAAUAUUUUCAUAAUAUUAAAGGAUUUGCAAAUUAUUUUUGUGAAACUUACCUGUUACAAGUAAAUAGGUGCAAUUGAAAAAAUUGAAAUUACAUUUAUUUAUUACCUAUAUAAUUAAUUAUAAUUCAAGUACAACUUUACAAAAAGUCUAUUAAAAAAAAUAUAUAAUCUUUAAUAGUUAAACAUUAAAAUUUUUAUUUCAAACAAUAUCUGACUCAUUUGGCAUUCCUGACAAUCUGUAUAACCAACUACCUUCAUGAUUGACCUACCUAAGUAUAAAAAAUUAUUACUUUUGCACUCUGUUGUUUCAAACUUUAUGUAAAUCUAUUUCUUUAUUUGAAUGCAAAAUACAAUUGCUUCUAAACGUAUUGUAUUUAUACAUAGAUAAUUUUAUUUAUAUAAUAAAAUAUAUGUUUGGAGUGAUAAUAAAAUCUUUAACACAAAUCAUAAUAUUAUUACUAUUACUACUGUAUUUUUAAAUAUUAAAUUUAAUAUGAUUAAUUAUUUAUUUAUAGUAUAUGUUACCUAUUACUAUGUACAAUCGUA